Molecule: messenger RNA, 2412 nt
Organism: Anopheles marshallii
Lineage: Eukaryota; Metazoa; Arthropoda; Insecta; Diptera; Culicidae
Gene: Chpf
Product: chondroitin sulfate synthase 2
Exons: 1
Coding region: 1-2412 (803 amino acids)
Cellular component (GO): Golgi cisterna membrane
Molecular function (GO): glucuronosyl-N-acetylgalactosaminyl-proteoglycan 4-beta-N-acetylgalactosaminyltransferase activity
Source: RefSeq, a predicted model, not a curated record
AUGGGAAUGAACAUUAAUUUCAGUCGCAAUCAAUAUUUGUUGCUUGGGGUAGUGUGCGGUUUUCUUUUUAGCUACUAUUCACCGCAUGAUUAUGCCGAAUAUGUAGCAGAGUGCCCGGAAAUGACGGAAAAUACAGAUAUGCUACAAACCUUUGAGCAUAACAACGAAUUCGAACCGCAACUCAACUUAGAGCAGAAACCAAUGAUAGCAAAGAAGGUGGUUAAAAAUAUUAUACGCCCGCGAUACUAUUACUCCGAACUGGGAAUAAGAGAAAAAUUGUUCGUGGGAGUUCUGACAACGACAGAAAAUGUUGACACUUUUGCUACUGCAAUCAACCGUACCGCUGCUCAUCUGGUGAAUAAAAUAAAAUUCUUCAUUCACGCGGAUAAUGUAAAGUCUAACUUCAACCUGAAAAACAUCGUGGGGUUUACAGACACCCGAGAACAUCUACGACCGUUUCAUAUGCUCAAAUACUUGGCGGAUAACUACCUAGACGAGUACGACUUCUUUCUGCUACUGAUGGAUACGACGUACGUGAAUGCUCGUACGGUACGACGGCAACUCCAGCAUCUUAGCGUUACCCUUGAUGUGUAUAUGGGAACAAAUCUAGACGAAACUUCGUACAACAAUGGCAAAAUCGACGAAUCCUCGCGUAAUGAGUACUGUGAUCUGCAUGCCGGCAUUAUACUGAGCAGUGGUGUGAUUAGAAAAAUCAGGGCGAAUCUUGAUUGGUGUGUUCGCAAUUCUGCCUCGAACAACUAUAGCAGCAACAUCGGGAAGUGUGUAAAAUAUUCGACAAAAAUUAAAACUUGUCAUCAAUCCUGGCAGGGUAUCGAUAUUACCAGCUACCAUCUGAACAGCUACAAAAUCUACCGCGAUUUCCAUCUAAUAGUAAAAGAAGAGCAAUUUAACAAUGCAGCAACAAUUUAUCCUGUCACUUCGACUGAUGACUUCUAUCUGCUGCAUGCGUAUUUCUCACGCCUUCAUCUAAAGCAAAACAGUGAAGUAAAGCGAAUGCUACUUGAAGAAGCAAUGCAAAUUUCUAAUGGCACGCUGUCGAAUGACAUCCUUGAAGUACGGUGGCCACUAGGUGUGCCGAAGUCCAAUCCUCCAGAAUCACGACACGACGUCGUCCCUUGGAUAGCGCUUAAUACAACACAUUCGUUCAUGUGGAAUUCCGAGGUGAAUAUUCAACGCUUAUCAGCAGUCGACGAAGAGGAUAUGCGAAACGUUUUGAAUAAAACAAUUUUAGAAGCAACACGACGCAAUCCGGAAGCACAAUUUCGUGGUAUCCACACUGCUUACAAGCGUUUCGAUGCCGUUCGGGGGAUGGAUUACCGACUGUUACUAAAUUUCUAUGACCAAAAGCUUAAAAAGAUGGUACAAAAAAACUUUGAGGUAAUCAAACCUAUUAGCUUGAUCGAAAUUGUCCCUUCGCCGUAUGUUACUGAAAGCACACGUGUUGCGAUGCUGCUGCCAACGUUUGAGCAUCAAGUACUUGAAACCGAACAAUUUCUUGAGAGCUACGAGAAAACAUGCAUGGACAAUCAGGAUAAUACUUUUUUGAUGUUAAUAUUUCUGUAUCGAGCAGAGACUCCUAGCAAAGGGGAUGAGGAUGUAUUUCUUCCAUUGAAAAAUAUUGCCUUAGCACUGACGGAAAAACACAAGCAGGAUGGUUCAAGAGUGGCCUGGGUGUCGAUUCGGUUACCCGUAGAAGUAAAUUCAAAAGAUAGUAAUAAUAACCGGUAUUACAGCUCGUUCUACGGUCCGCUCGCACAUAUGAGCUUUGCCGCAGUCGACCUAGCUUUACGCAAGAUAGGGCUAGAAAGUUUGGUGAUGCUGUGUUCAAACGCAGCCUCAUUCCGACCAGACUUUCUUAAUCGUGUUCGGAUGAAUACCAUUCAAGGCUUCCAGGUGUAUAGUCCUAUUGGCUUCAUGAUGUAUCCAUGUGAGUGGACAGAGUUGUGCAAACCGUGUGAAAACUGUGAUGUUGGUCAAAGUAGUGGUUACUUCGACAGGGCUAACUAUGAUGUAGUAUCAUUUUACAGCAAUGAUUACGUGUACGCACGUAAGCAGCUAGAACAAGUGUUACCAAUCGUUCGCAGCGAUCGUGACAUAGUGAAUCUACUGUCAAUGAACUCAACACAGCCCAACAACAGCGUUAUGAUACAGAAUAUAAUAGACCUGUUUACGAAGAGCAAUAGUAAGAUACAUGUUCUACGGGCGAUUGAACCGAACCUUCGAUACGGACGAAGCAUAUCUAACUUUCUAUCAAAUGAUCCUUAUGGUGAACAGUUUUCUAAGUUGCAUUGUCCUGAAGAAGCGGAUCGGAUGGAAUGCAUUCGAAUUGCAUCAAAAAAGCAAAUAGGAGAUGUUUUUGUACAAUAUAGUAAACAAUUUGAAACCCCCUGA